Molecule: messenger RNA, 2625 nt
Organism: Penicillium cinerascens
Lineage: Eukaryota; Fungi; Ascomycota; Eurotiomycetes; Eurotiales; Aspergillaceae
Exons: 2
Coding region: 1-2625 (874 amino acids)
Source: RefSeq, a predicted model, not a curated record
AUGUCGCUCUUCGCCUUCCUCCCCCCGCUCCCGCCGUUUCUCUUCUCGGUUCUGGUCAUGAGCGGCCUCGUCUCCAAGGCUCUACAUAUCGGCCUGCACAUUCGCUCUUUACCAUUCCUCUAUUUCGUCCUCUAUUCGCCGACCCUCAUUUUACAAGACCUGCUAGUCAUCCUCGUUGGGAGGCUUUUGUUGCAGUAUGCGGCUCCGGGAACCCGGUUACAAUGGUUGUCGACAUGCGUAGGAGGUCUGCUUUCCCUGGUAACAUGGGGUGCCGCCUCCAUCCAGUUCGGCUUCUUCAUGCAGACCGGUGCCGAAGUCGCCUGGGCUCAAAGUAAUAGCUUCCUCAAUGAUCCCGCCGCCAUGAAGAUCCUUUUGACAGGCAUCACCACCGUGUCCGCCGCUGCUACCGUUUUCGCCCUGGUUGCCUGGAUGAUUCACUCAUACCUGUACCUUCUGACCGGUCUUGGAUUGCUGGCGAUCCGGGAUCUAUUCGUGGGAGGCUACAAGGCCCGCUAUACCCUGCUCUCCGUGCCCAACAAAUCUUGGUUGGCCUCCGUCGAUCUACGAACCGCGCGCCGAUCCGCUAUCGCCGUCUCUGUCUUUGUAUCGUUGUUGUUCCUGGAGCUCACCAGACCGUCCAUCCCGUACGACCACCUGUCUGGUGCAUUGCCAUUGACUUUGAUGGAUGCAUUUCAUAAAAAGUCUGUCACCGUUGAAGGUUGCCGCAACCCGACAAUGAAUUUCCCUCUCUACACCGCGGGUAAAGUUAGUUCGGAGAAAUGGUCUCGGCCCGCCUGGUUGCCGCAGAACCCACCCCCGGGAUUCAGCCGAUGGGAUAUCAGCCCAGAAGAGCGUGCGGAGAAGGAUAAUCCCUCUUGGUACCUGUGCAGCAGCGGGGACCCCGGCUUCUACAAUCCCAAGCAGGAUCCGCUCAAGAUUUCCAAUCUGGGCGGUGGAAUCUACGAGCCCUUGCGGAAGGCCUUCGAGGAGAAUUCGGUUGAAAUUGAUAACGUCGUUCUUUUAACCCUCGAAAGUGGGCGCAAGGAGUUAUUCCCGGCGCAGCAGGGCACUCCCAUGUUCGAUGCCUUACUCGAGUCGCACAAGAAGGAGAAGAGGGAGAAGGCGAUCGACGACCUGGUCAAGCUGACCCCUGUAGCGCAGAUGCUAACGGGCGAGUAUGCCACGGAUAGCAAGGGCGAAAAGGUCGAUCUGAGCAAUGCCACUUGGCAGGAUACAGCUGAAGAGGGCAUGGGCGGCCUGAAUGUGCGGGGUGCACUCACUGGCAGUUCGUUGACUUUCAAAAGUAUUUUGGGCAGUCAUUGCGGUGUCAACCCACUUCCAGUAGAUAUGUUGGAGGAAACCGGUCUCGAAAUCUAUCAACCGUGCUUGCCGCAGCUUUUCGAACUUUUCAACGAGGUUAAAUCGCCCGUGGAGCCCAACUUACCCAAAGCCAUUGAAGCCCGCGAUGACGAGUCCGAGGCUGUCAAAUACCCGUGGAAGUCCGUCUUCAUGCAGUCCAUCACCGACGACUACGAUCGCCAGGACGUCCUGAACGAGAACAUGGGAUUCAAGGAAAAGGUUGUCAAAAAGACAUUGAAACGUGCUCGAUUUGGCUCCAAAUAUGCUCCCAAGGGCCAAGAGAUUAACUACUUUGGAUAUGCCGAGACCGAGUUGAAACCGUACGUGCAGGAUCUGUUCGAGGAAGCUGCCAACAACAAGACACGCAUCUUCCUCUCGCAUGUCACUAGUACCACGCAUCACCCGUGGAACACGCCUGACGACUUCAAGACGGAAUCCUACAUGGGCGACGAAGGAACCGUCAACCACGGUCUGAUGAACAACUACCUGAACACCCAGCGCUUCGUCGACAACUGGCUCGGCGAUAUCAUGACCAUGCUCGACGAAACCGGCAUCGCGAACUCGACCCUCGUCGUAGUCGUUGGCGACCACGGCCAGGCCUUCGGCGAAGACAACAAGGAUAUGACAGGCACCUAUGAAAACGGCCAUAUCAGCAACUUCCGCGUCCCUCUCGUCUUCCGGCACCCUCACAUGCCACGCAUCGACAUCACCGCCAACGCAACAUCCCUCUCCAUCAUCCCGACUAUCCUCGACCUCCUCGUGCAUUCCCACUCCCUCGACACCCGCGAUGCCGAAAUCGCCUCAUCCAUCCUCCCCGAGUACCAAGGUCAAUCCCUAAUCCGCCCCUUCAUCUCCGCCAUCGGCGGUUCCGACACCCACGGCAGUGCCCGAAUCGAAAACCCUGACUCUCACCCCAUUGACGCCCGUUCUCCCCGCCCAACACACAAGCACAAGGAUGCCCGUACCCAGCGGGUCUGGAACUUCGGCCUCAUUAACGCAGGCGGCUCAAUGGUCUCCAUCACCUCAGCCGAUACUCCCUACCGCCUGAUCCUGCCCCUCCGCGAGGGCUUCGAAUACGUCUUCACACACCUGGCCGAAGACCCCGGCGAGCUGCACCCAAUGAAGACAUGGACGCUAUCUGAGCUCGUCCACGAAGUCAUCCCCAAGUUUGGUGAAGACCCUGCCUCUUGGAUCGAAGAUGCCGAGCAGGUCGGCAAGUGGUAUGUCAACGAGCAACGGAAAAUCUGGGGCUACCGGGAGAAAUAA